Messenger RNA from Diabrotica balteata, 346 nucleotides. The record is from the annotation of a GenBank genome assembly. NCBI's taxonomy places the organism in Eukaryota, Metazoa, Arthropoda, Insecta, Coleoptera, Chrysomelidae.
AUAUUCAUACAUCAGUAAGAAUACUAGUUUAUCAUGAAUAUCGCAAUUGCAUUGUUCCUGUGUGUAUUGGUAGCCAAUGUGUUGGCCGCUCCUUCACCUAUAGAAGAAGUUGAAGAAAAUGGGCAUGUCCGCGUAAAGCGAUUCACCUGUGACGUAAUUGGAUCCAUUUCAUAUGCCAAGUUUAAACUGAAUGACGCUGCCUGUGCUGCUCACUGCAGAGUCAAGCACAGACCAGGAGGAUGGUGUGACGACAGAAAGCAGUGCCAUUGCAGAUAAAUGUCUAAUAAGUCCGUAGUGUCCCAUAUUUCCUGAUUUUUGUCUUUCUUACUGUUUAAUAUAUGUUUCC